GAGAGAUUUGAGAAAAAUGUCAGCUUGCUUCGAAUCGAAAAAUGAGCAGGAAACGUAGCCAGGGUAGUCGAGGGCGUGCGACGCAUCGUGCCUCGUACGAGGAGGAAGUUGAGAGCUCGCCACAGGCAAUGACUGUAUCGACGACUGCCGCUGAGAUGGUACCUACGGAUGCGGAGGACCGCAGCACUAGCGAACGCCAACAGGAGCUGCCUAUGAUUCCGCCAACGUCUGUUAUCCUGGUGGCUGCAGCGACACCUACUGAAAUUAAUGAUGCGGAGGCCAACACCGAUCCGGUGGGCAAUGCUAAAAGAGGCGUCAAUGAUAACGCUAAAGGCGCACAAAGGAUAGUUCAUAGUCAGGGCGUUCAAACAAGGAGAUCCUCUUCCAUCUCCGAUUUCUACGAUAGAGAAGAGCCGCUAAUCACUAACAAGACUAAGGUAUACAAAAAAAGAGCUGCAAUACCAAAUCCUGCUGCUAAUGAAUCGGAUGAUUCGAUCUUGGGCCAAGCCGCUGCCCCUUUCGGACCAAACAACGCAUACACACUGCCCACAAACGAUGUGACAGAUUCGCCCAGAUCCGAUUCAUCGGACAGGGCAAAGAUAUCCCAGAGUACCAGCAGCGUUAAUUACACCAGCAGCGGCACGAUAAUUAUCACCGAAGGGGAAUUGAUGGAGCUCGAUGCAAUCGAUUUUCAGCUUGGGAAUCUGCCUCCACGCUUUAGACUGCAGUCUGGCCUGGCCUUCAUCUAUAUGGCGAUACCGCCGGACGGCGGCUUUGGCUGGGUGGUGCUGGUACUCAGCUUUCUCUCGCAGCUUAUUGUGGAUGGCAUCGUUUUCUCCAUUGGCAUACUACUGCCGGCUAUGGAGAAGGACUUCCAAGUGCACACCUCCGAGGUGGCCCUGUUGGCCAGCAUACAAAUUGGAUGCUAUUUCAUGGGCGGCGCUUUCUCCAGUGCGCUGAUCAACAGCUACGGCUUUCGACCGGUGGCUAUGCUGGGCGUGGUCAUCUCAGCGUUGGCCUUGACGGCAGCCAGCUUCAGUCCAAAUUUGACUGUUAUGAUCAUAGUCUACAGCGUCAUUGUCGCCGCAGGUGGACCCGGACUGAGCAUGAUAUGGGUGAGCUCGCAGCUCAUCAUUGGCUUCUACUUUGAGCGGUAUCGGGCACUGGCCAGCGGCUUCUCCUGCUCAGGCGCUGGUGCUGGCAUUUUGAUUUUCUCCAUUACUAACAAUUUACUGGAGCAACAAAUCGGCUGGCGCAAUACAGUUCGGUGCCAGGCCGUGUUCAUUUUUCUUCUUUUCUUUGUGACGUUGGCCUAUUUGGAGGUGAAGCCAUCGCCAGUGGGCGUGGUUCAUCGUUUUCCGGACUUGAGCUCCAGCUCAUCUGAGUACUACGGCAAUUUCUAUGUGCACAAUUUUCUAAGCGAAGACCUCUCCACGAGGAGAUCCCAUCCCGUGUUAGAUACCUUCGAGCCAAACAAGAAAAUGACCAAGCGAAAACGCUGUACGAACUUUAUCUGUCCUUGUUGUGCCAAGCUUGAUGAUGACGCCAAGGCCGAUAGUCCUGAAGUGAACUAUGUGGUACGCCCAGAUCCCAUGCAGCGCGAUGAUCUCUUCUAUACGGGACCCAUUGAUUACGACAAGCCGCAUCACAGGGAGCAGUUUGAUGGCAAGGAACUCGAGCUGGUUGGCACCGAAACACAUCUGCAAAGUGCCGCCUAUGGUCUACACAAUAUACACAAUUAUAACAGCACCAGCGAAUCGUCUGAGUGGAAUUCCGCUUCCGAAGGCCAUAUUGGAAGCCACCCGAACACUCACAGGUACCCCGCAAGCCCCAUUUCUCUGCAACACAAGCGCUUUAUUACUCGCAAGUCAAAGAAUCGUUGCUGGAUCCAUCGGAAGAUUAUAAAGGCCAUGAAUCGUCUGUUCGAUACGCAUUUGCUGAAGAGCUUUGAGUUCCGAGUGCUACUGGCCUCCGCUUUCUUCUAUCCCAUGGGCUUCAAUAUACCCUUUCUGUAUUCCAAGAUGCGCACCACGAUUCCCAUAAAAUAUGCUCAGAUGAUUGGCCCAGCCAUCGGCACCUCCAACUUGGUAAUGCGCAUUCUGUGCGGCUUUGUGGCCUAUAAGCUGAGAAACUGGACAAACUACAUCUGUGGCGGUGGCAUGGUCCUAGGUGGCAUGGUGGUCUUCAUCAGUGCCUUCUUUGGCAGCGAUUUGGUCUGGUUUCAACUCUUCUACGGGCUGUGCUAUGGCGUUGCUCCAGCUGUCUAUGCCACGCUGCGCGCCAUCAUCUAUGUGCGGUACUUGGGCCUCUCGAGGCUGACGACGGCCUUUGGCAUUACCAGCUUGGUCAUGGGGGCAGGCGUGUUCCUAGGCACAUCUCUGGGUGGCGUUAUGGUGGAAAAAACAGGCGGUUUCAUGGCGGCGUUUAUAUUUUCCGGCUUAUGCAUAAUACUGUCCGGAAUGCUGAAGCUGAUUUUGCCGCUGCUGAUCAAAUACCGAAACAAGCGGUUUAAGAAAAAUACGGGCUUUGUUUGAAGUACAGUUUACGAUGCAUUAGUUUUAUUAGUUAUUGUUGUUGCUUCUGUUCUUAUACCUUGUUGUAUUUUACAAAAUAUUUUAUGCACUUGCACUAUUUGCUUGUUAUUCCUGCCUUUGCAUUUCUUUACACUUUUUAUGUCUGUUUAAUGUCUAAAUGGAUUUAUUUUACAUUUUAUUGGCUGCUUAAGGUGUGCGAGCUGCUUGGGCUUUUGUUACUGAACUCAAUCGGAAUAACUUUUACUUUACAUCUUAUGGACUGGCUCUAGCUAUGCUUCUCAAACUGUUUGGCUAUCAGCUCUCAGUUAUUUCUGUUUUGCUAAAGACAUUUCCAGCUCGAACUCGCACGCGCAAUGCCUGCUGUGUGUCUCUCGAACCGCUUAAUUAAGAUCAGAAAUUCAUAUAGCUAUCAAAGUGUUGACCAUUUUACAUUCAAAUUGUGUUGCUUUCAAACUGUUCCAAGGGCUUUCAAACUAUUUGUAUCUGAACUUGAGCUUAAAUUAUUUCAUAUUACCUACGCUGGGCUGCUCAAACGCUCAAACGCUCAAUCAAUUAAUGCGACUGUCAAACGUUACUUUUAUUUUGGUCUCUAAGCGCCUGUUAAACUGUUUUUUCUUUUUAAUAAAUGAGUUGUAAUGUCUCUUCUUACAGUGUUUGUUCUUUUUAUGUUUUGUCGUGGCUCUCAAACUGUUAUGUUCUCCUCACAGUUCUGGAAACUAGAUUUUCAUCGACUGCAGUUGUUUUUCUUUGACUUUUAUUGUAUUCUGUUAAAGUUUAAUUAACUUAGUUUACAUCUAAUGUUAGCUUAAUUGCUGUGCACACACACACACAGAGUGUGUGUUUGUAUGUUGUUUUUGGUUUUUAUUUUUACCUUGUUUGGUUACGCAAAUGUUCACGCUUUGUUUUGGGUUUUUGUGUUUUUGUUUGGUUUGAUUUUUAGUCAAUAUACUUUGAUAUGCGAGGGCGGUUUAAUAAAAAGCCAAAGAUAUCGGUUACAAAACGCCUUAAAUGAAGAACUAAUUUUACAUUAAUUGUUUUUAUUAUAAAUAUUUUGUUAAUAUUUACUAAGCCGCUCUCGCAUCUUCGCUUCGAAUCUUUAAUUUGUACGUCUACUAUAAAGAUUUUCUUUCAUUUUUUUUUUG
Molecule: messenger RNA, 3676 nt
Organism: Drosophila hydei
Lineage: Eukaryota; Metazoa; Arthropoda; Insecta; Diptera; Drosophilidae
Gene: Targ
Exons: 7
Coding region: 42-2534 (830 amino acids)
Biological process (GO): transmembrane transport; monocarboxylic acid transport
Molecular function (GO): monocarboxylic acid transmembrane transporter activity
Source: RefSeq, a predicted model, not a curated record